Messenger RNA from Actinia tenebrosa (Australian red waratah sea anemone), 1412 nucleotides. RefSeq lists its product as uncharacterized. Gene Ontology annotation, cellular component: membrane. NCBI's taxonomy places the organism in Eukaryota, Metazoa, Cnidaria, Anthozoa, Actiniaria, Actiniidae. Gene Ontology annotation, molecular function: protein binding. The record is from RefSeq and is a predicted model, not a curated record.
CUGAGAACUUAGUUUAGCUUUGUCGACCCAAGUUAGGAGAAGACGGAGAUGGUCUUAAAACGCCAUUGAAAUAGCUAAAAAAAUGAAGUUUCUCGGACUUUUGGUUGUAUUAUGUGCGAGACCAUUGCUUUGUCAAGAACAAGUAAGAUUGGCAGGUGGGAAGGCACCAGGCGAAGGUCGCGUGGAAAUCUACCAUGAUGGCCGAUGGGGAACAGUCUGUGAUGACGGCUGGGACAUUAGGGACGCUAAAGUUGUAUGUCGUUCUCUUGGUCAACCAAAUGCAACUUACGCAAUACAAGGCGCGUUCUUCGGUCGAGGGUCUGGCAAAAUAUGGCUGGAUGACGUUCAUUGUCGUGGAACUGAAAGUUCUCUGAGUCAAUGUUCACACCGUAGCUGGGGAUUUCAUAACUGUGGGCACGGAGAAGACGCGAGUGUUGUGUGCGGUGAACCUUCGAUUGUCAAGAUAAACAUCACAGAUCUGUCAGGAGUGAUCACAAGCCCUGGAUAUCCUCAGUACAUGCGGAGAGCAAACUACGAGUGGACACUCAGACCUCCAGUACCAAAUACACUUGUGUUGAUUAGCUUCAAAGAGUUCGACUUAAGGCGCCAUGAUAGAGGGAAAAGUAAGGUCACUAUCGAAGACUCAAAUCAUGUUCAACUAUUCCAAAGCGAGAACGCCAAUUUUGGCCAGUUUGCUGUUCGGAUGUCUAACAGUCCAGGGACUCUACGUUUCUAUUCUUCGUUUUCCAGACUGAACGGAGGCGGAAAAGGGUUUCGUUUGAAUUACUUGUUCAUUGGUCAAGGCUUUUGCAAGGCAGACUGGAACGUCACUGUAACGGCAGGAAUCAGCACGGUCAACAUAUCAUGGCCUCCACCAUCAGCAUCCAGCCAAAAUGACACUUCUUACUCUUAUUUGGUUUUGUACAAUUCCACGAACACAGGAGUUCAAAGCUUCACCAAAUUGAAAAACUUGACAUCAAUUACGAUCGACAAUCAGUUUCAGUCUGACAACUUCUCCAUUCAAGUUGUUGCUUUUGACAUGAGAAACCACAGUAUCAAUAGUUGUCCAAAGAUAUUCAGAAAAACUCAAGCUGGCGUAAGGUUGGCAGGUGGGAAGGCACCCGGUGAAGGUCGUGUAGAAGUUUACCACAAUGGUCAAUGGGGAACAGUUUGUGAUGAUGCCUGGGGUUUCAACAAUGCUAAAGUGGUCUGUCGUUCAUUGAAUCUACCAAUAACUGACGUACUUUCAUUCCGACUCGCAAGAUUUGGUUUAGGUGUCGGUAGGAUAUGGUUGGAUAAUGUAGGGUGUACUGGAAGUGAGCCGUCGUUGUACCAGUGUCGCCAUAAUGGCUGGGGAGUUCAAAACUGUGGGCAUAGCGAAGAUGCCAGUGUUGUGUGUGGAAAUCCAAGGC